Messenger RNA from Osmia bicornis bicornis, 1357 nucleotides. RefSeq names its product odorant receptor 22c-like. The record is from RefSeq and is a predicted model, not a curated record. The coding region runs from base 56 to 1279 and encodes 407 amino acids. Lineage: Eukaryota; Metazoa; Arthropoda; Insecta; Hymenoptera; Megachilidae. Gene Ontology annotation, biological process: detection of chemical stimulus involved in sensory perception of smell; sensory perception of smell. The transcript has 5 exons. Gene Ontology annotation, molecular function: odorant binding; olfactory receptor activity. Gene Ontology annotation, cellular component: plasma membrane.
CACGGGAAAAAAACGAACCCUCUGACACGCGAUCAAGUUUGUGUGGAGGGAGAACAUGAGAAAACUACCAAGGAACUCGAUUGAUUAUUACAUAUUGCCGAACAAGAUCAUGUGCAGUGUGGUUGGCGUGUGGCCUUCCGAUGAUAAACGCUCGAUCUGCAGCAAAAUAUUCGCAUACUUUCGGUUCAUAGUCUCUUUAAUGGCUGUCUUUAGCAUUUUCGUGCCGGGACUUUUGGUAAUUGCAGUGAACUGGGGUGAUUUGAAUAUUCUGACAGGAGUCGGGUGUACUUCAACGUCUCUUGCACAAUUUUUGUUCAAAAUAAUUUAUCUAGUAGCAAGGCGAGAGAAAUCAUGUACAUUGUAUAAAGAAUUAAGAAGUCUCUGGGACUCCACUGACGAUCCUAAAGAAAGGCAAUCUUACAAAGAAUUCGCUUACUGGGCACGAAUUUAUUCGAUCGUCUUCUAUUUGUCCUCGACGAUGACUGUGAUUAUGUUCACAGCUUCAGCAGCCUGGGAUUGUAUUAGAACCGAAUAUAUCGGCAAUGGUGUUAGUGGUCGACAUUUACCAAUUGUUGCCUGGGAUAGAACGGAUGUCACGGAAUCGCCCAACUUUGAAAUUGCCUUUGUUUGUCAAUUCCUAGCAACUUUGCUUUCCGCCGUUGCAGUUUGCGGCGUAGAUACCACAUGUUUCACCAUAAUCCUACACGUAUCUGGACAAUUCAGAUUAAUUAGCACGUGGAUCAGUAAUAUUGGGUUCGAAAUAAGAUCCCAUUCUACUAAUUAUGGAUCCGAUCGGUCGGGGAAUUUGGCAAGAGAUCUAAUCAGGUGUAUUCGUCAUCAUCAACGAUUAAUAAAUGUGGUGAAUGAUGUUAAUGAUUUGUUAACCCCCAUCAUUUUUAUGCAACUCCUCACGAGUGGAAUAGAAAUUUGUUUAAGUGGAUUCGCAGUUAUGAGUAAUGGUGCAAGCGCCGAUUUGUUUAAAUUUAUCUGUUAUUUAUCAUUGAUGAUGACACAACUUUUAAUGUGGUGCUGGCCUGGUGAAAUUUUGGUUCAGGAAAGCCAGGAAAUAGGAUACGCAGUUUAUCUGGAUGUACCAUGGUAUAAAUUAUCACCGAUUUAUAGAAGACAGCUUUUACUUAUAAUCCUCAGAUCGCAGAAGUACUGCAGUAUUUCUGCAUUAACGUUUCAAACGUUGUCUGUUCAUACUUUAACAAGUGUAUUUAAUACAGCCACCUCUUAUUUCACUUUAUUACGUCAAAUGCAACAGAAUGAAGUGUGAAUCUUAUGAUAACUGGAAUCCAUGGUUUCUCUCAUGCUGCAAAAGGUUUUUGAAGAAACAGAAAAAUAUACCUGUGUA